Messenger RNA from Setaria italica (foxtail millet), 1482 nucleotides. RefSeq names its product protein SULFUR DEFICIENCY-INDUCED 1. The record is from RefSeq and is a predicted model, not a curated record. The transcript has 3 exons. Gene Ontology annotation, molecular function: protein binding. The coding region runs from base 138 to 1100 and encodes 320 amino acids. NCBI's taxonomy places the organism in Eukaryota, Viridiplantae, Streptophyta, Magnoliopsida, Poales, Poaceae.
AAACAGGGACGGCUCCUCCGCCUAUCGCCAUCGUGUCUGACCGUACGGCAGCAAGCGAGAGGGUGGGAAGCCUGAGCCAAUCAUUAGCUAGCUACUGCGUGCAGCUACCUCUGGAGGAGGAGGAGGCAGAUCGAGGCAUGGAUCAUCAGCAUCAGCUGGUCGCCAUGGCUCUGCCGGCGAGCCCGUCGACGACGACGACCGCGGCGCCGCACGUCGCGCACAAGAUUCCGGCCGGCGACGGGCCGUACGCGAGGGCCAAGCACUUCCAGCUGGUGGAGAAGGACCUGGACGCGUCGAUCGCGUGGUUCUGGAAGGCGAUCAACACGGGUGACAAGGUGGACAGCGCGCUCAAGGACAUGGCCGUGGUGAUGAAGCAGCGCGGGUACCUGACCGAGGCCAUCGACGCCGUCAAGUCGCUGCGGCAUCUCUGCCCCAGGCAGUCGCAGGACUCCCUCGACAACAUCCUCCUCGACCUCUACAAGGCCAGCGGCCGCACCAAGGAGGAGAUCGAGCUGCUCAAGAACAAGCUCCGCAAGAUCUACCUCGGCGAGGCGUUCCACGGCAAGGCCACCAAGCGCGCCCGCUCCCACGGCCGCAAGAUCCUCGUCUCCGUCAGGCAAGAAACCUCGCGCGUCCUGGGCAACCUCGCGUGGGCGUACAUGCAGCAGCGGAACUUCAUGGCGGCGGAGGUGGUGUACAGGAAGGCGCAGAUGAUCGAUCCGGACGCCAACAAGGCGUGCAACCUCGCGCUCUGCCUCAUCGAGCAGUCGCGGCUCGCCGACGCCGAGGUGGUCCUCGCCGACGUGCUCGCGGGGAGGUACCAGGCGCGCGACCAGCAAGACGGCAAGAUCGUGAGGAAGGUGGGGGAGCUGCUGGCCCGGAUCAUGGAGCAGACGUCGCCGGGCGGCGGCGGCGGUGCCUACGACGGACGGCGCGGGGGCGAGAGCGACGAGGACGAUGACUGGGUCGAGGACGAGAUGUUGGCGCUGCUGGACGUGGCGGCGGUGAAGCAGUGGGUGGCACCGUACCGGAAGAGCAACAGGAGGCUUCCCGUCUUCGAGGAGAUCUCGCCUAUCUUCAUGGAGCAGAUGGCUUGCUAGAAUCUAAAAGUAGCAGCAUCUUUACUCUUUAGGAAGUGACAAGAGCUCCAUGCAUCCAUCAUUGAUCGAGUCAUGUCCUCGUCAGCUCAAGCUUUUGGAUGAACUCGUAGGAUUAUAUUCAUUGGAUGGACUCAAGAGAUAGUUUGUGCAAUAGCAUCAGGUAGAAAUGUAAAGCGUGUACUUGAAGUGUUUGCUCUCUGUGCUUGCGUCUGAAGAUGUUUUGCACGCAUGUAUGUGUGUGCGUGUCUUAGUCAUGUAGUAUGUGCAUGUUUUGUUGAUCCAUACAUAGAAAUGCUCCAUUAUUCGAUCUCUGCUGGACAUCAGAAAUGGACAAAUGGUGAAACAUUCACUAUAAGGAAUCUAGAUGUUCUAAGAGGUUCUC